AUGAUUCGAGAUCGUGAUGCUCGUCCUGAGUUUCCGUGGCAGGAAAUUGCCUAUGUUGUCGCAUGGAUGUUACAUGAUAGGCAGAACCUUGGACGCACUCGUGUGCGAAAGAUGUCGGAGCAAAUUACCCAGAACACGAACCUGACCCCUGAUUACUCCAAGUCAAGAAAGGGCAAAGCCAAGAAAGAACGCAAAGGCAAUACCUUAGGCCUUUUCGUGUCAGCGAAGCUCGACAAGUCACGCGCAUGA
Molecule: messenger RNA, 249 nt
Organism: Penicillium psychrosexuale
Lineage: Eukaryota; Fungi; Ascomycota; Eurotiomycetes; Eurotiales; Aspergillaceae
Exons: 2
Coding region: 1-249 (82 amino acids)
Source: RefSeq, a predicted model, not a curated record